Messenger RNA from Linepithema humile (Argentine ant), 780 nucleotides. Lineage: Eukaryota; Metazoa; Arthropoda; Insecta; Hymenoptera; Formicidae. The record is from RefSeq and is a predicted model, not a curated record.
GAGCUUUAUUACAUUCCAUAUAAAUAUAUAAAUGGAAAUAAACUGUUGGUAAAAGGAAAAUUAAUCACAAAAUACUAUUCUAUACGAAAAGAAUUUAAAGCUCUUGGUAUUAUUGCAUCUAAAAGUAAGGAUCAAUCAGAUUCUCAAGAUGAUUUAGUAGCAGAUGAUGAUCUGCAAGGAAAACUUGCUUUUCUUAAGGAAAAUGUAGAACCAUGGCCUACAAUAAUAGAUUAUUGGACAGAUACGUCAAAACAAAGAAUUGCACAAUUGCAUGCUAAAUCUCGACUUACAAAUAAAGAAAAUGACAAAAGAAAUAUUAAUAAAAGUAAGACUAACAGAGUAAUUCUACAAACUACUACACUAAUUCAAGAAAAGAAAGAGCUGGAAAAUAUUUCAACUUAUUUAAAAAAAUAUCCAGUUCUUCAAGAAAAACUUGGAUACACUUUGUUUGAAAUAGAUUUUGAUUUACUAUAUCCCGAACAAAAACUAAAGGCCUAUAAUUCUUAUUCGGAGUUUUGCAAUCGUAUUAUACAAGCGCUAAACAAUGAAGACAAUAAAUGUGAGACCGUUAAAGAUAAUUGUCUACUUUUUGCAAAUGAUGAGAUUUCAGAAGAUAGCAAAAAUUUAGUGGCAUUAUUGUCACUUUGUUAUUUAGAUACUGUCGUAACAGUUGCGCGUAAAUCCGGUCCGGUACAUGGAGGCUACCUCAUAGAGAAAUUCAAGAGGGCGUAAUUUCCCAAAUUGAAAGUGUUCAAAAACUUCAAACGUUUAUUCAAGAAA